AUGGCCUUGCAUCGUAUCAACACCAUGAUAGACGACAACCCCGAAGAUAGGCAGACGAAGAUCCAUAUCUUUUGGAUGAUUUACAUGUUUGACAAGACGCUUUCCCUACGUUUGGGCCGCUCCAGUAUCCUCCAGGACUGGGACAUAUCGCUGCCGUUUGUAGUAUCCAGCGACCCUAACGACAAGCACGCCGAAUCAAGCGCCUUCUUGUCAUACUGGAUCAAGGUUGCGCGGGUCCAGGGCUUGACAUACGAGAAGCUAUUCUGCCCUGCCGCCUUUCAGAAGUCACCGGAAGAGCGAACUCGAAUCGCAAUCGAACUUGUCAACAGCCUAAACCAAGCCUGGUAUGAGCGUGGGGAUGCGUCGAUCGUUGAUUUUGCGCAACAAGGCAAUACGUACCAUAUCGGUGCGCAACGAUCGAACAAGAUAGGCCACAGUCCGAAUGAGACACCGCUUCCAUCUCAAUAUAAGCGCUACGUUCACAGGUCCAAGGGUGUAGGAUCUGAAGUUAAUGAAUACGUCCAGGGUUCUUUCGAACGAGUCCAGGACAUCUUCUUCCACUCCGAUGUCGUCAUGCACUACUCAACAUGCGCACUCAUACAGCGCGCGGUCAGCCCAAACAAUAUGAGCUUCAAUCAGGAGUGCCUCGAAUCUUCGAGAGCGGCUCUUGUAGCGCAUAUGAGGGCUAGCACACAGUUCAACAAGAAGGGCCAAGAGGACUUGUGGUCGGGAUACGUACACUGGUCGGUGCUCCAGGCACCCUUCACCCCUUUCAUCGUAAUUUUCUGCCACUCCAUUCAAAAGGCAGAUACGUUGGACGUUGAACCAGACCUGAACUCUCUUGCCGACUUCGUCGCAAGCCUCGAAUCUUGCCGCACGAUUUCCGAAGGUGCAGACAAGCUCUACAAGAUGUGCCACCUCUUUCUACGAGUCGCCAGACUCUACGUCACGGCUAAGAAGCAGGACGCUGCGUCGAGAUCACGAGGUGUCAUGCAGACUAACCAGUCAGGAUACUACACGACCGUUGAUGGCACACAGCUGGACCUCAGCGCCAUGGCUCAGUUCGACCCAUAUCUUAACGCACUUGGUUUGAUGCCUGAUACCGCAUGGCCCACGACAUAUCCCAACGCUUCGACUGCAUCAACAACGACCGCGUUUGGGCAAGGCGAGGCGAUGAAUAACAUGGAGGCCGUUGGUUCGUCAGGCUUCGGUUUUGGAGCGUCUCAGGGAAAUUCCAAUCCCAUGCAGGAAUGGUUCUCAGGCUCACGCUAUCUCAUGAAUCUUAUGGAGCCAGGCGACGAUCUACAAAUGCCGGAUCUAGACCUGUAA
Alternaria ventricosa is the source of this 1329-nucleotide messenger RNA. RefSeq lists its product as uncharacterized. The coding region runs from base 1 to 1329 and encodes 442 amino acids. Gene Ontology annotation, molecular function: DNA binding; zinc ion binding. Lineage: Eukaryota; Fungi; Ascomycota; Dothideomycetes; Pleosporales; Pleosporaceae. The record is from RefSeq and is a predicted model, not a curated record. Gene Ontology annotation, biological process: DNA-templated transcription. The transcript is spliced from 4 exons.